GAUCAGCGAUCAUCAUCAUCAUCAGCAGCAGCAGCAGCAGCAGCACAAGAGAGAGUCGAACCCUAACCCUCCAGACUGUGACGAGACAAGUUUACAGCAGAACCACUCUACUCUGACCAUCUGAUCGUUUCAGGAUGACACAGUGUCGCGUGAGGCUGUCGGUCCAGCCGUCCAGGGGACUCGUGGAUGAGAAGUUCUCUGUCCUGGUCCAGAACGCUCCACCGUCUUUCAAGCUGACGGUCCACGCCCUCUACAAGUGUAGAGACGGCCACAGCUGGGAGGCGUUUGGUCUCUACACUGCUGAUGCCUCUGGGAAUGUGAACGUUUCAGAGGAUCUUAGUCUGGGCGGGACUUAUUCUGGGGUUGAACCAAUGGGUCUGCUGUGGAGCCUCAGACCAGUUUCAGGCAGCAAACCAGGACUCAGGCUCAGGAACAUUAAUACCCAGACUCCCAUGGAGGUCACAAUCUCAGUGUACCCGGGUCAUCAGACCGUGGGGUUUACGGAUCAGGUGCCGCUGUCCAGUGUGCUGGUGGAACGCUGGUUCACAGCACCUGGUGUGAGCAGGGUCCCCAUCACAGAGGGUGGACUCACUGCAACCCUCUUCCUGCCCCCAGGACCUGGACCGUUCCCGGGUGUCUUCGACCUGUGGGGGGGUGGAGGGGGGUUGGUAGAGUACCGAUCAGCUCUGCUGGCAUCCCAUGGUUUUGCUGCUCUGACUCUAGACUACAUCGCUCCAAAAAUCACCAUGGAAACGAGGAAGUUGGUGGAUAACGAGUACUUUGAGCGCGCCUACACAGUCCUGCUGCAGCAUCCUCAGGUCAUAGGCAGCAGGAUUGCAAUGCUGGGACUGUCGCUUGGUAGCACUGUCACCCUCAAAAUGGCCAUCUACUCUGAAGUGAUCAAGCCCAGGUGUGUGGUGUGUAUCAGUGGGUCACAUGUGCAGCCAGUUGAUGGAUCUUUGAAGGAAAUACUGGCUUUCUUUGCACAAAAUAGCGAAAAGAAACGCCUCAACGAGGAGAACCAGUCGAUCCUGCGAGAUCUGCUGCUGCCAAUCCCGACUGACCCGUCGUUUAAAGCGGAUGUGGGACGACUGCAGUGUCCUCUGUUGCUGGUUGUAGGUGAGGACGAUCACAACUGGCCUGCCUACGAGUCUGCAAUGGAUAUGAAGGAGAUGAUGGAGCAAGCGGGAAACAGCCACCAGCUGACUGUCCUGUCUUACCCUAGCACUGGUCACCUGAUUGACGCUCCGUACAUGCCACACGUCCGAUUCAGCAACUUUGUGUCACCUGGCACUCGUGAGAAAUCUGUGGUUCUUUGGGGUGGAGAGACUGGAGCACAUUCUCAUGCUCAGGAAGAUGCCUGGAAGAAGAUGCUGCUCUUUCUCAGGGAGAAUCUGUUUGCAGACCAAAACCCUGAUGAUAAGAAAUCAGUCUGUUAGAUAACUGACAAAUAGAAAAGUAAUCAUACCCACAACCAGACAACCUGGUGUUAAUAAUGAACAGCUGUGAUUUUCACCUCUAAUUUCGUACUUAUUCUCACACCUAUUAGUGCCUGCUUAUAGAGCGGAAUCAUUUUGCAACUGACACCAAACCAUGGUGACAUCUGACACUCUGGUUGAACCGUUGUGCUUCUCUUCCAUGUCUUCUCAGGAAGAAGUCUCACUCCCAGACAUUAUACCAGAGGCGUAACUGUAGGCGGUGCAGCAGCUGCAGGUGCACUGGGGCCAGUGCAGAGUGAGUCCUCUCAGUUGCAUGUUGGAGGUGUAUGAACAGUGAAAACUCUACAGCACCACUGAUUCACAGUCCAAUCCAACUUUAGUUGUUAAGCACUUUAAAACAACCACAGUGAACCAAAGUGCUGUACGGAAGAAGGCAUGGCAGCUCACAAAGGGGAUAAGAUUAAUCUAAAACAACUCAAAUAAAUUAAAAGACAUAAAAACCCACAAUAAAAACAGA
This is a messenger RNA of Solea senegalensis (Senegalese sole), 1956 nucleotides long. RefSeq names its product acyl-coenzyme A thioesterase 5-like. Gene Ontology annotation, molecular function: fatty acyl-CoA hydrolase activity. The coding region runs from base 135 to 1439 and encodes 434 amino acids. The transcript is spliced from 11 exons. Gene Ontology annotation, biological process: acyl-CoA metabolic process; fatty acid metabolic process. The record is from RefSeq and is a predicted model, not a curated record. NCBI's taxonomy places the organism in Eukaryota, Metazoa, Chordata, Actinopteri, Pleuronectiformes, Soleidae.